UGCCGGGAUGGAGGACCUAGCCAGCAUGGAGCCUCCGGAGAGAUGAGGUGAAAUUGUUGUUGCCGGCUCCUCCGGUCUUCCGGCCCCAACAUGCUGGUGCAUCUGUUUCGGGUCGCGAUACGGAGCGGCCCUGUCCCAGGCAGGUCGCCACUGUCCCUCCGCUUCCAGACGCUUCCGGCCGUCAGGUCCCCGGAUGGCCACGUCAGCUCGUCCCUCCUCAGGGCCGUCGCCCGGGUCCGGUCGCAGCUCCGGGCCUGCCUCCCCGGAGCCCCGGCAGCCCCCGCCCGGAGCCCCUCGGCCUGGCGCUGGGUCGGGGGAGCCCUGCUGGGCUCCGCGGUGCUGUGCCAGGGUCCCCGCCUCUGCCUGGUGGCCCUGUGUGAGGCAGGAGAGGCCCCGCCCGCCCGCGACACACCCUGCCUGGGGGACUCGACAUUCAACUGGAAGCUCUUCUGGCGCUUUCUGCGGCCACACCUGCUUCUCCUGGGGGCGGCCAUCGUGCUGGCGCUGGGCGCGGCCCUGGCCAACGUGCAGAUCCCCCUGCUCCUGGGCCAGCUGGUGGAGAUCGUGUCCAGAUACACGCGGGAGCGCGUGGGGAGCUUCGCCUCGGAGUCCCGUCACGUCAGCACGCAGCUGCUGCUCCUCUACGGCCUCCAGGGACUGCUGACCUUCGGGUACCUGGCGCUGCUGUCUCACGUCGGCGAACGCAUGGCGGUGGACAUGCGCAAGGCCCUGUUCAGCAACCUGCUCCGACAAGACAUUGCUUUCUUUGAUGCCAAAAAGACAGGGCAGCUGGUGAGCCGCCUGACCACGGACGUGCAGGAGUUCAAGUCCUCUUUCAAGCUCGUCAUCUCCCAGGGGCUCCGCAGCUGCACGCAGGUGGCCGGCUGCCUGGUGUCCCUGUCCCUGCUCUCCCCGCGCCUCACCCUGCUGCUGGCCGUCACCACCCCCGUCCUGAUGGGGGUCGGCACGCUGCUGGGCUCCAGCCUCCGGAAACUGUCUCGCCAGUGCCAGGAGCAGAUCGCCAGGGCGACGGGCGUCGCGGAUGAGGCGCUGGGCAACGUGCGGACCGUGCGGGCGUUCGCCAUGGAACGGCGGGAAGAGGAACGCUACGGGGCUGAGCUGGAGGACUGCCGCUGUAAAGCCGAGGAGCUGGGCAGGGGCAUCGCCGCCUUCCAAGGGCUCUCCAACAUCGCCUUCAACUGCAUGGUCCUGGGCACCCUAUUCAUCGGGGGCUCUCUUGUGGCUGGACAGCAGCUGACAGGGGGAGACCUCAUGUCCUUCCUGGUGGCUUCCCAGACGGUGCAGAGGUCCAUGGCCAGCCUCUCGGUCCUGUUUGGGCAGGUUGUGCGUGGCCUGAGCGCCGGCGCCCGUGUCUUUGAGUACAUGGCCCUGAGCCCCUGCGUCCCCCUGUCUGGGGGUUCCCGCAUCCCCGGCACGGAGCUGCGCGGCGCGGUCACUUUCCAGAACGUCAGCUUCAGUUACCCCUGCCGUCCAGGCUUCGAGGUGCUCACAGACUUCACCGUGACGCUGCCCCCCGGCAAGAUCGUGGCCCUGGUGGGACAGUCCGGAGGAGGAAAGAGCACCGUGGCCUCCCUGCUGGAGCGCUUCUACGACCCGACGGCCGGCGCGGUGACGCUGGACGGGCACGACCUGCGCACCCUCGACCCCUCCUGGCUCCGGGGGCAGGUUCUGGGCUUCAUCAGCCAGGAGCCUGUCCUGUUUGGGACAACCAUCAUGGAGAACAUCCGCUUCGGGAAGGAGGACGCGUCGGACGAGGAGGUGUACGCAGCCGCGCGAGAGGCCAACGCCCACGAGUUCAUCUGCAGCUUCCCCGAGGGCUACAACACUGUUGUGGGUGAGCGGGGGGCCACCCUCUCGGGGGGCCAGAAGCAGCGCCUGGCCAUCGCGCGCGCCCUGGUCAAGCGGCCCACCGUGCUGAUCCUGGACGAGGCCACCAGCGCGCUGGACGCGGAGUCGGAGCAGGUGGUGCAGGAGGCGCUGGAUAGGGCCAGCGCCGGCCGCACCGUGCUGGUCAUCGCCCACCGGCUCAGCACGGUCCGCGCCGCGCACCACAUCGUGGUCCUGGCCAAGGGCCGGGUGUGCGAGGCCGGGACCCACGAAGAGCUCCUGAAGAAAGGCGGGCUGUACGCAGAGCUCAUCCGGAGACAGGCCCUGGACACCCCACUGGGCGCUCGGACCGCACCGCAGAAGAAACCAGAAGGUCCCGGGACCAGCAAGCCCGACUCCUGAGGGUCCCCGUCCGAGGUCCAGUCUGACGGCCACGCGUGAGCCGGGACUCACUCGGCUGGGGUGUGGCCACCACUGCUGCCCCUCUGCUCACAAUAAAACGUGGCCCCAGGAGGCGGGACUCCCCGCCCCCCGCCUGCCGCCUCCUUCCUGCCGGAGCGCUGAGUCGUUGGUCUGUUCUUGGGCACGGCACCCCAGACUCCUCGGCCCCCGCCUUUCUCUCCAUCCCAGCCCUGCCUGACU
Messenger RNA from Perognathus longimembris pacificus (Pacific pocket mouse), 2490 nucleotides. It is a transcript of the gene Abcb8, whose product is annotated as ATP binding cassette subfamily B member 8. The transcript has 16 exons. Gene Ontology annotation, cellular component: membrane. Gene Ontology annotation, molecular function: ABC-type transporter activity; ATP hydrolysis activity; ATP binding. NCBI's taxonomy places the organism in Eukaryota, Metazoa, Chordata, Mammalia, Rodentia, Heteromyidae. Bases 91 to 2250 code for a protein of 719 amino acids. The record is from RefSeq and is a predicted model, not a curated record. Gene Ontology annotation, biological process: transmembrane transport.